This is a messenger RNA of Perca fluviatilis (European perch), 3474 nucleotides long. It is a transcript of the gene errfi1a, whose product is annotated as ERBB receptor feedback inhibitor 1a. Bases 279 to 1571 code for a protein of 430 amino acids. Gene Ontology annotation, cellular component: extrinsic component of cytoplasmic side of plasma membrane. The record is from RefSeq and is a predicted model, not a curated record. The transcript has 4 exons. Gene Ontology annotation, biological process: regulation of keratinocyte differentiation; negative regulation of epidermal growth factor receptor signaling pathway. NCBI's taxonomy places the organism in Eukaryota, Metazoa, Chordata, Actinopteri, Perciformes, Percidae.
UAAGCCUAUUGCUCACUACAACACUUGACUUAUCUAAAGUGGCACAGUUUAGCCGGAGCUCCACCAAUUCGCUGGCGUCCUGUCCCUGAUACAGUCAGAAGACUAUAGACUCAAAUCAAACCAAAGAAACCGAGGAGCUAUAUUCCACCAAAGAGGAGUCUAGGAGUAAGUCAGCGGAGGAGAACUGUGAAGUUAUUUAGGUACACCAGAAGCAGGGGCAGCCAGCCGGGCGAUCUGAGUGUUUCCUGACUUUGAUGUGACCCGAGUGUGCCUGGAGCAUGUCCACAGUGGGCCUGACUGCCCAGGAGAUCUCAUUUCCCAUAGAAAACCCCUUCCUGAGGGGCAGCUACUGUCACAGCAUGGCCAAACCCUCCUGGAGCUAUCGCCAUGAGCUGGACAACUUCUACUUCAGUAUGGACACUGCACACACAGAUCACAGCUCUCGUGCCCAGCAUAAGGGGCCACCUCCACCGUCUCUAAGUCAUGAAAGACAUAAACACAGUUUCAGCUCACAGAGAUUACCUCCAAAGAAAUCCCGGCCCUCCCAUCUCUCCCUGUCCUGCAGUGCUGAACCAUCCACCCCAAGUCCUGCUGAUGACGACCAGGUGGUUCCCUCAUUCCAGAGGCUCUCAGUGUACGAGUGCAGCAGUCCCCCACAGACGCCAGGCAGAUGCUCUAAGCCUCUGCCCCCCAUCCCUCCACAAACCGACAUCUCUCCUGAGCAGGCUAUGGACAGUGAGGUAGAAUUUUUUACAAGUUCGGACGACAGCCGCUGCCUGGUGUCUGAUCAGUGUCCAAAAUUGUCUCCUUUUCGAUAUGGAGUCCCCAGUCGAAGGAGCUUCAGGGACUGCGGCCAGAUUAACUAUGCUUACUACGAUGGGCCAUUAGGGCCGCAAAGCCAGAGGAAGCCCCAACAGCAGCAUCAAGCACAUCAUCCGCAGGAAGCGCGGGAACAGUAUGAGCAGCAGCGACAGGAACCACCUGAGCCAGUGGUCUGUCAGAGACAGCAGGAUAAAGCUCAGAGGAGGCUACGACGAUCGCACUCUGGCCCAGCUGGAUCCUUUAACAAGCCCUCGCUGCUGCGCCUCACGUGCCACAAACGCCACACCCAAAGUAUGGAUAAGCCCGAGGUGCCACCCCCAAUCCCUCCUCGAACAAUCAAGACAGGAGACUAUCGCCGCUGGUCAGCAGAGGUCUCGUCAGGGGCUUACAGCGAUGAGGACAAACCACCCAAGGUGCCCCCAAGGGAACCUUUGUCCAGAAGCAGCUCCCGCACCCCCAGCCCCAAGAGCCUCCCCACAUACAUUAAUGGGGUGAUGCCACCCACCCAAAGCUUUGCACCGGAUCCUAAGUAUGUAAGCUGUCGGGGUUUACAGAGACAGAACAGUGAGGGCUCCCCCUGCAUCCUCCCUGUUAUGGAGAACGGCAAAAAGGCCAGCACCACACAUUACUAUCUCUUGCCUCAGCGAUUUCUUCGUGUCAUUAACAGCCCUGGAGCUCACAAUACAGAUGGAUCAGACUCAGACUGGGACUGUCACACCAGUGGGAAAGCACAUGUGGAUUUAGAUUAAAAAGUUUUAGUGGAAGUAGCAGAGGACUCUACUGUAAAUGAGCAAAAACCACUUGAAAAAUGGUGAAACUGGACGCUAUCAACCCUCAAACCGCUGCUUUUACCUUCUUUUUUUUAACCUCUAUGUAUUCUGAACACACAGGGUGUGUGCGCACUGUAAUCAGUUACUGGUAAUGUUGGAAUAGCUAUCACAACCGAGAUAUUUCAUGUAAAAACUGUAUCUCUGACAAUAGAUUGUGGGCAAAAUUCAACAUUGUAGAUCUUAUUUUUGAUGUGCUUUUUAUUACAUGACAUUCAAUAUUGUGCUGUUUUUAUUGAUGAUGUGGUACAGUCAGAAGGUACAAGCGGGCCUUGAACCUUGUGUGUUCAGUGUUUUCGGUGUCUGGAAGGUUAAGGAUGUUUUGUGAGAUGCAUUGAUGCUGCUUAUGUAUCUCACAAGAGACAGGUCAGUAAUGUAACCAUGUAUAACUUAAUGUAUGAAGUCUAAAUACAAGGACAGUUAAUUUUUAACAAAAUGAAGGAUGCUAGCACACAAAUCUCUUUUCUGUUUGCUAUUAUAUAUCAACACGAUAUGGUUUCCCUGCCUUGAUGAAGUUUCAGUUUUACUUAGGCCACUCUAUCUGUGUAAAUGUUGUUUUCCACAUGGUAUAUUUUGUACUAAGAUGUGGGUGCAUUACUGGUAGCUACGCAUGUUCCAUUGGAAUGUUUAGUGCAGCUUAAAUGGUGUAGUUGUUGGUUAAUGAGUGAGUGUGUGUGUGUCUGUGUGUAUGUAUGUGCAUGGACGUGUUUGUGCAUACGUGCAUGUGAACAGCAGUUGGAAAAGUGUUCUGGUGAGACUUUAUAAAAAGGCUUUCUACAAUUGGUAGAAAACUGUCAACUAUACUUGUUACUGUGCUCUGCUUAUUUGCAGCACCUGCGUUUGAGUACAGCCCUCUAAAAAGUAAUUGCUUUCUUUUAGUGUCCAGGUCUGUUUUGUUGCACAGAAACUGACCUGUUGAACAUUAAGGGAAUGUAUGCUAUCCUUACCGAAAUUUUAUCAAACAGUUGGAGGAGCAUAGCUUUGUCAAGCUGUGAUUCAUUGCUUGGAACUAAUUUGCGUCAAAGUACUACUGUACCUCCCUUUUGAAAUAAAUCAUGUAUUUCACUUAUUAAAGGCAACAUCUAAAAUUAUAAUCUACAAAAGAUGAAGUAACCGCUCCAUAUGUGACUUGACAUACAAUUUAAAUUCAGUUAAGUGUAAGACAAAGUCAAUUCUACCUGGAUUUCCUUAAAUAGAGAUUUUAGAUCACGCAGAUCUUAGAUCACGAAGUUGUUGGGCUAACAUGUUAAUACAGACGCAUUACACAGACAGUGCAGGGUUUACCUACCUGACACAGACUUUCCUGUUCUGCUCAUGCAUUCCUGCCUUACAUGAUUGCAGUGGGUGUGGUCAGAGAGACUUUGGCUGCUGGCAGCCUAGAAAAUGUAUGCAUUUUUGUUGUAGAUGAUUCAAGAAGCAUCAGGAUGAUAUAGUAAAUGUAGCACACGUAUUGAAGUAACCCUUUGUAUCGAACACGGUGUUCAGUUUGGGAAACAUAACUGUUAAGGUCAAAUAUGAAAUAUACUUUUUCUCUCCCUCCUGCUCACAAAACCUUGCCAACACAAUGUUGCUUUUGACUUAAAUGUCUGAAAAAUGUUUACAUCAUACACUGAUACUAUUUAAUCUUAAGGUAUUCAUGUCUUAUUAGAAAUAAUAAAACUGAAUGAAGACUAGUUUAAGAAAUAACUUCUCUGCUGUGGUGAAGACAUGCACUGGGAGAAUACAGUAUGCUGUGUACAGUAUUUAACAAUUCCAUUUGUUAUGAAUAGUUGAUAAGUAUAUAGUCUUUAAAAAAGAAAGCAAAAUAAAAUGAAUUAUUUAUGAA